Stylonychia lemnae is the source of this 2202-nucleotide messenger RNA. The record is from the annotation of a GenBank genome assembly. NCBI's taxonomy places the organism in Eukaryota, Ciliophora, Spirotrichea, Sporadotrichida, Oxytrichidae.
AUGGAGUCAACAUCUGAAAAUAAGCAAGAUGUUUUAUCUAGAAAAGAUGUCUAUUAGAUAAUUGGUGAAUUAGAGGCACUAAGUCCAGAUACUUAAGAUUCUGAAUUGGAGGACGUGACAUCACUCAUUUAUAGCACUGUUGAAAAACUAAAUGAUUGUGAAUUCUUGGCUAAAAAUGAUUUCGAUUUAAAUGAGUCAAUGUCAGCAUUUGAAGUCAUGGAUCUUAAAAUGGAUAUGCGACUCAGAAGAAAAGAGUAUCUUCAUCCAAAGAUGGCUAUACAGACUGGACUUUUGAAGAUCGAAAACUCUCUUUCAUUAGAGGAAUAGAUCGCUGUUCUUAAUGAGUUUAUGAUUCAAUUUAGUUGCUGGCAAAAGUACAAUGUAUCUGUUUAAUAGACCAUAUACAGUUGCUAUUAUUUAAUUAAGAGAGAAUAUUAUGAGAAAAACCCUUACAUAGCCAGCUACAUUGAAGCACUUCAUCUAUUAAUUUUGACAUUCUAUGAGAAUGCCAGAUACUCAAACUGUCUAAGAGACGAAGAUAUUUGCUUCCCCCCUUGCAUAUAAAAGAAUCAUUAAAAGAGUUUAAAAGAUAUUUUAGCAUAGAUUAAUGAUUAAAUCUCUGAGCUAUCAAAAGACAAAAACAAUGUUUAAUUUGAAGUUAUAGCUGGCCAUUUGAAGUUCAUUAGAAGUAUGAUGCUCAUUCUAUUGAAUGCUUUUGAUAAAGAUUUAAUUACUGCCAAAGAAAAUAAUGAGGAGACUAAGUAAUCUUCUAAAAAGAAAAAGAAGAAUCCUCUACUUGAUGUUCCAGCUUAGAUCAAGGUCUUAGAAUAAAGUCUAACAAGUCUAAAGAAAUUUGAGCAACUUGACUAAAGUCACAAUGAGUGGGCUGAAAAGCUUUUUGAUUAGAAAAUUGUUCCAACCCUCCCGUUAGUUAGUAACUUAAAAAAGUUUUAAAGACACGACUUCAAUUCAGCAUUAGUAUUCUUCACCGAAUUUCACAGUGACCUUGUAGCUUUGGAAAAUAUCAGAGAAAAGACUUAAUACUUUGAAGAGCUAAUUUAUGAUAUGAAUUAGUUUUCAUCUAAGAAUCCCUGUUCAAUGAUUAGGCUAAUAUAUGAAAGAACAAUCUUUCCAGAUCCAAGCUAGAUGCUCGUUUUGAAGAAUGUUUUAAUACAGGACUUCCUCAUGAAAGGAAUCAUCGAAGUUCAUCCUUUUAUUAAAAAUCAUCUUGAAAAUGAUACUUUCAAAGAAUUUUAUCAUAAAUAUUCACUAGUCGCAAAGGAGCUAAUGAUGAAGUGUCUAAGAAACCCAAGUAGGUAAAGAAGAUCUAUCUCCAAGUAUUUUGAUGACUUUAAUAUUUUACUCAAUGAAGCCAAUAUUUUUGAUAAUGAAAUCCUUACCAAACUUGGAUAGAAUCCAAGACUUGGCAAUACUGUUGCUCUAAACAUGGUUAUAAACAUUUCAAUGCUUAUUGGAUUAGAAUACUUAAACAGGGGUAUGGAGCUUGAACUAUUCUCCAAUCAUGAAAUGUAUAUGGCCUUUAAUUAUAGUAGACUUGUUUAUCAAAUGCUCAUUUUCAAUAGGAAACCAUAAAUCUCAGGGAUGAAUGAAGACUUGUUAAAGUUGAACUUAGUUGAUUUAAAUGAUCUAAAUGCUAGUCCAGAUAAAUUCAAACAGAGAAGAAAGAAGUCAACCUUCGUAUAAAAAUUAGUGUAUGACGAAUUCGAAUUCUUCAAAGCUAUGUUCUCUAUCAAUGGGGGAAUGACUUUACUAGCGGCAUAUGCAAUGAAAUAAGGACUUGUAAAAAAUAUAAUAGCUUAAGAAGGCGUUGAAAAGUAAGUUUAUGAACAAAGAUUCGGUGUUUUUGCCACAAUGUAGUUCCCAAGAUAUAUUUCUUACGAAGAAUACAAAGCAAAUCUCGAAAAUGAUUGCAAUAUGGAUUCCAAGGAGCUUCUUGAAAAGGCAAAGAAUUUAUUUAUAGAAGGCAAAAACAUACUCCAAAAACUUAUUCAGACCGAGGAUACAUUAAAGAAUGACAGAUACUUCAACAAGCAGUAUCUAGAAAAAAUUCAAAGAAUAGCAAUUAUGAAUUCUUUAAAUUUAACCAAAAUUAGUAUGUUUGGAGAAAAUGCAGUUUUUAAGGUCAAUAGAACUGACUCACUUCCACAUUUAAUUCUUAUUGAAGUAGAGAAGAAGAAAUGA